This is a messenger RNA of Sebastes umbrosus (honeycomb rockfish), 2442 nucleotides long. RefSeq names its product nuclear factor, interleukin 3 regulated (gene nfil3). Gene Ontology annotation, molecular function: DNA binding; DNA-binding transcription factor activity. The record is from RefSeq and is a predicted model, not a curated record. Gene Ontology annotation, biological process: regulation of DNA-templated transcription; DNA-templated transcription; circadian rhythm. Gene Ontology annotation, cellular component: nucleus. The transcript has 2 exons. The coding region runs from base 1098 to 2441 and encodes 447 amino acids. Lineage: Eukaryota; Metazoa; Chordata; Actinopteri; Perciformes; Sebastidae.
UUUUAUUUGAGAUUAACAAAUUAAACUCUUAUACCUUCUUCUUCUAGUGUUCCUGCGGGAUGGUGUUGUGUUUACGUGUUAGGAAGAACGUCCGUGAAUCACAGCAGCGCAUUAGCUAGCUUCUAAUUCUGUGUCAUAACCUCUGUUUUUCUUGCGUAACGUUGCUAGAAACCCACUUAACAUGUAGAAUAACCACGUUAAUAUUCAUAAUAAAGGUGCCGAAGUUCGAGGUGUGUUGGCUGUUAUUAGUUAAGGUUAAACUGUACCGUUACUGUAUUAGUAGUUUGUGCAUUACUGCUAUAAAAGCAGGCUAAUGAUGGCCGGUUAAUGAGACUGAAUGUAUCGAACUGUACCAAGGCACGGAACGUUCACGUGCAGGCCCGGCAGCAGGAGUUUACAGAUUGCAACACAACGUUCUGAAUCAGAAUUCUCAGCGUUCUAACUCCGAAUUCUCAGAAUUCGAAGUGUUGUCAGCAACGUUCUAAACAAACCUGCUGCUGUGGCUGCUGUCGUUGUGUAACUGUUACGGGUCAGUAAGUUAAUGACGUUAACAAAGCAACGUCCUCUGUACUGUACUUUAGCCGACCUCACGGUACUUUUUUAGGGCGUAGAGAGACCAGACAGACCCCCUCGCUCUCCACCCGCCACACUGUCAUCAUGAGUAAGCACCAUAGAAGACAGCAGCGAUGCGAUGAUGUCAACACAGUCAAUGAACACAUUGUCUGUUACACUUACCGUUGAAUAUCUGACUGACACAUAUUUAGUAAGAGAUAUUUUAAGUUAUAGAGCAGAACAAACAUGUUAUUGCCACACAUUGAUGAUGUCUGCAGCCGUAGAAAUGUCUAGUAUAGUCUGCGGCCGGGGGGAGUUUAUUGUAUUUUACUGUCACAAUGAAGGAAUCUGGGACAAUAGGACGUGUUGACGGUCGGCUGCGGGCCGAGCCGGUCCGGGCCGAUCCCUGAACCGACGGCUGAACUCCCGCUCCACUACACCCCGAAAUCGAGCUCACGUUGCGAUUUUCUCAACUCGAGUGGAUUAAUCCAACGUGCCAGCUACUACUGCUGCAUCCAAGCAUUAUGGUGAACAGUUAAAGACCUAUGAACAUAUUGACAGCCGUCAACAGUGAUAAUAUGCAAUCAAUCAAGCAAGAGGUGGACUCCAGUGAGUCGUACAGUGGAGAGGAUGCCCUGGUCCUGGCUUUACAAGGGGCUAACAGAGAUGCGACGGGCCACAAAAUCUCUGCAAUCCCGUUCAAGAGUAAAACUACCUGUCGCAGGAGAAGAGAGUUUAUCCCAGAGGAGAAGAAAGACAACCUUUACUGGGAGAGGCGUCGCAAAAACAACGAGGCAGCCAAGCGCUCCAGGGAGAAGCGGCGCGUAAACGACAUGGUGCUCGAGAACAAGCUGAUGGCCCUCGGAGAAGAAAACGCCUCGCUCAAGGCUGAGCUGCUGUCGUUGAAGCUGAAGUUUGGCCUGGUGAGCUUGGCAGCGUACGCCCAAGAAGUCCAAAAUAUAUCCAGCGCCGCCAAUAUCGACCUCUACCAGGAGUUUGUUCCACCCAAUGCCGACCAGAGUUCUUCCAGCAGGGUUUUGGAGCCUCUUCACGUACACAGCAGCUGCAUAUCGGUCAUCAAGCAUUCACCUCACAUGCCCGAGACAACUCAAGGCAGCUUUAGUAUCUGCAAGCAAGAACCAGCAGAGAACGGCAGCUAUGCACAAGAGAGGAGUAGUCCCUACGAACUGUAUAGAAACUACAUGGCCAGCCCUUUGUCCGGAGUCUACUCCCAGCCUGCUUCAUUCCUGCAGCUCGCGAGGUCGUCCAGUAACUCCCCCAGGAGCUCAGAUGAUGGCGCUGCAAGCAAAUCAUCAGACGGCGAGGACGAGCAGCAGGUGCCCAAAGGGUUGACGCCGUCUGUAGCUGAUCCAAGGAGCGUCAUCGUCUCCACGCACAAAGUGCCAGAUGCCAGUUGUUCGGCUUUGCCCCAUAAACUGCGGAUCAAAGCCAGAACCAUCCAAAUCAAAGUGGAGGCCAAUGACCCCGAGUACGAGUCCUCCGGAAAGUCCUCCUCUCCCGUCAGGUUUUCAGAGGGAGGAUACUACCAGACCGCUCAGGACUCUCCAGAGUACCCCCAGUCCUCCCCGUGCCCUUUGUCAUUACAGGUCACCAACAUGCAAGACUGGACCCACCAGUCCGAGCAGUGGCAUAAAAGCAGCACAGAAACGCUGCCCAAUCGCUUCCAACUUACCACGAGCCCCGUCUCAAACAUUGCGGACGUGAAAGAACACUCGGAUGCAGAGGACUCGUACCAGGGCCCCGCCGACCUGUCUGCAAAAGCGGUCUCUCUGAAAAGACCGAUCACAGCACAGCAAGGGUCCGUGAUAGAGUCGACCAAAAGCACAGCUGAUCAUCACGAGUCAUUAUCAAAAAGAUUUUCCUUUUGAA